Messenger RNA from Mesorhabditis belari, 2880 nucleotides. The record is from the annotation of a GenBank genome assembly. Lineage: Eukaryota; Metazoa; Nematoda; Chromadorea; Rhabditida; Rhabditidae.
AUGAAAAUCUUGGUAUUUCUAUUUCUAAUCGGCUUCUUGGAUUGCUUUGUUUUUUACCAGAACAGCGACUUUUCUGAAGCUGUCCUUUCUUCAAAUUUCCCUGAUGCUAUUCAGCCGAAGAUCAGAGGUGUUCAAAGUGUGAACGUGACCUUCUGUCCCCGAGAUGUCGCUAUUAUCGACAGCCACCUGUUGACGAAUGUGAAUGAUUCGGUCGUUUAUCGAAUUGAUGCUACUUCUUGUCAAAAAAGCAUCUUUGGCUGGCAAGCACCGUAUCCCAUUACCGGAUACCUGAUCAAAGUCUAUCGAGGGGAAUUGAGCAGUGGAAGCUUGUUGAGCGGAACAAUCAAUGGAAAUCUGAGCUCAACCCUGAUAACAGUGCAAAUCACAAUGACAAGCUCACCAAACACAACGUUUCCGGCGAUUUUCAUAACCACCGAUCCCAACACAACCACGAUUUAUCCAAACAUAUCACGCGCUUGUUAUUCGGGCUCUCCAACGAGUUUCCUACUUUCUCUCAACAAUUUGCCCAAUCCAUCAAUUGUUGUCUAUCGUGGAGAAAUUGAUGUCUCCGAUGCGACCCCUGGACUCUGGGGUCUACGCAUUGACACCAGCAAUUUGAACUUCAAAGGGAAAAUCUAUCGAGGAAUCUCGCUUGAUACUCCCGAUUUGAUAUACGGUGGAAAAGCAACGUGCUCGCUCAACCCUCCAAUGAACACCAUCCCAGAGCUAAUCUUCGACGAGUUUAUCACCCUUCAGCUAGACGGUCAACCGCCUGCUCAGUUGAUGAGCUAUUACUGUGCAAAGCAAGCCCAAUUCAACACUGCCUACACAAUCGACACAAAUCCAAAAACGCUCAUGAUGCCCUCGUUUAUCGACGGAAGCAGUAACGCCGAUUAUGCCUUCACAAUCAAAGAUAUGGCCACUUUGCCCGAUCAGGCUCUCCAAAUUGACGUUUACAACGAGAUCCCCACUCAAGCGAACCUAUCGAUUCUCUUUUAUAACUAUGCUCAAGAGAAAAACGUUAUGAUGAGUUUCACGAAUUCGAGCAGACUUUGCCAAGUGGAGUUGCCGACUUCAAAUAUGACUAUCUCUUAUAAACGGCAGGCUUGUCAAUCAGAUUGUGCUCCGGCUUUGUUGCUGAGAUUACAACAGAUCCCAGCUACACUGAAUAUUAAAAGCGAAAAUAUCACCUUCUGUCCGCGAGAUUUCGCGAUCCUCGACAACAGCAAGCUGAUCCACAUGCUUGACUCGAUCGUUUACCGAAUUGACGCAACUUCUUGUCAGAAAAACAUCUACGGCUGGCUGCCACCAUACCCAAUCACCGGGUACUCUUUCAAAUUCUAUCAGGGAGAGCUGAGCACAGGAAAAUUGAUUGCCGGACCGAUCAACGGAAAUCUCAACUCGAGUCUUAUCACAGUUCAAAUCACAAAGACUACCGAUUCCACUACGACAUUUCCGGCAAUCUUGUUGACCACUGACUUCACGACAACAACCGUUUAUCCACCAAAAGCCGGCCUUUGCUAUUCGGGAGGGUCGAUGAGUGUGCCGCUGUCUCUUCCCGGUGUGCCAAAUCCCGUAAUUGUCGUUUAUCGAGGAGAAAUCAACCUUUCCGAGGCAACCCCCGGAUUGUGGGGUUUUGAGAUUGACCCAAGUGUAAAUAUCCAAGGAAACGUCUAUCGAGGAAUCUCCCUUUUUGCUCCCGAUUUGAUCUACGGUGGAAACUCAACCUGUUCGAGCAACCCUCCAAUGAGCACACUCCCAUUGCAAGUUUUCGACGAUUACAUGACGAUUCAACUGACCGGAAACCCCUCAAAUCAAUCGAUGAAUUUCCGCUGCACUCAAAAAACUCAAUUCAACACCAAAUCAUACUUCGAUGAAAAACCCGAAAUGCUGAUGAUGCCUUCGUUUAUUGAUGGAAGCACCAAUUCUUCUUAUAACUUUUCUAUCGCAACCAAAACCGCGUCGAUCAGUCAAGUGGUUCAAAUCGGAUUCUACAAUCAAAUCCCCGCUCAAGGUCGCCUCUCGAUCGCCUACAUUGAUGCUGCCUCGCAAAAUAUGACAACACUAAGUUACACGAACUCGAGCAAUGUGUGUCAAUUGGAGCUGCCCACUGCAAAUCUGACGAUCAGCUAUCAAUGGCCCGCUUGUCAAUCGAAUUGUGCUUCGCCUUUGCUAAUUCGAUUUCAACAACAAAGUGGUAGUGCGCGCGAUUGCCGCUCAAACGAUUGCUACGAAACGCUCAAACGAUUGCUACGAAACGCUCAAACGAUUGCUACGAAACGCUCAAACGAUUGCUACUCGCAGUCACUUGGAGGCUUAUUGACGGUGAUCACAAAUCUCGCCGUCACUCAACUAUUCAGUUUCAAACACCAAAAACUCAUGAACAACGAUUAUCGCAUGAAAGUCGAAUCAAAGACUUGGAUUGUGUUGAUGAUCUUAAUGUACACUGUUCACGGUUCAUUGAUUGUGUUGAUCAUUGAAUUGUUUCCGGCUGAGUCGGGGAAAACCUCGCAUGCGAUGUUGGUGCUUUUUCAGAAAUAUCCAUGUCUUUACUUGCUUUCCGAUUUUCCGUACUUCUACGCAGCGACGAUGGAUCCGAUUCCCGGAGUUGGCCUACCAGCAUUAGCGAUUUUUGCCUACUAUGUCUUUUAUGUUGUCACUUUCUGUGUUGGCACGGAUCUAAUCUGCAUCACUCACUCGUUCUACAUUUUGCGUCACUCGAAUCGAUUCAUCAGUGAGCAUCGGAGGAAAAUGCAAAAGAAAUUCCUAAUCACUUUGUGCUUACAGUUGUCGAUUCCAGUGCUAAUCCUUGGAUGUCCGUGGAUUUAUUUUGGUUCGACGCUUGUUUUCAGCUCGAUUUCGAAUGCAAGUUGUCGUAAA